ACCGACGCGAGCAGCGAGCGUCACUGGUUUCCCGGUUAAAUUGAGAUUUUACUUAAUAAAGUGUGUGUCAGUGUGUGUGUGACAGUGUGUGUGUGUCCGGUGUGUGUCCGGUGUGUGUCCGGUGUGUGUGACAGUGUGUGUGUGUGUGUGUGACGGCGUCGGGAUGUUCUGUGAGAAAUCCGUCGAGUUGAUCAGAGAACUUCACCGGAUGGCCGACGGACAGCUGCCCGCUUUCAACGAGGAUGGACUCCGGCAGGUUCUGCAGGAGAUGGAAGCUCUUUAUGAACAGAACCAGACUGAUGUUAACGAGGCGAAGGUUGAAGGUCGUGCUGACUUGAUUCCCUCCAUUAAACUGCGUCACUGCUGCCUGCUGAGGAACCAGCGCUGCCUCACCGCCUACCUGUACGACCGGCUGUUGAGGAUCCGCGCUCUGCGUUGGGAGUACGGCAGCGUUCUUCCCGCCAACAUCCGCUUCCACAUGUGUGCAGAGGAGGUGCAGUGGUUCACUCAGUAUAAAAAGUCUCUGGCCUCCUUCAUGCGCUCUCUGGGUGGGGGGGAGGGUCUGGACAUCACUCAGGACAUGAAGCCUCCGAAGAGUCUUUACAUCGAGGUGAGGUGUCUGAAGGACCACGGUGAGUUCGAGAUCGAUGACGGGACGGUGAUCCUGCUGAAGAAGAACAGUCAGCACUUCCUGCCGCGGUGGAAAUGUGAGCAGCUGAUUCGUCAGGGCGUCCUGGAGCACGUCGUGUCCUGAUGUCACAACGUCUGAGAGCGGAGGGGCAGCUCGUCCGAUUUUAAAGAUCAAAAAGUCCCGAAGUCCCUGAACACAACACAGUGUUUAUAUUCUGAUGUAAAAAUAAAAGUUUUCAGUCUGUCAACACUUUAUUAAAUACCACUGAACUUUACUUUGAAGGGGCUUGAAAAACAUUAGUUAAUGACAGACAGUCAGUGAGUGUGUCUGUGUCCAACUCUUCCUCACAGGUUAGUUAAUGACAGACAGUCAGUGAGUGUGUCUGUGUCCAACUCUUCCUCACAGGUUAGUUAAUGACAGACAGUCAGUGAGUGUGUGUGUGUCCAACUCUUCCUCACAGGUUAGUUAAUGACAGACAGUCAGUGAGUGUGUCUGUGUCCAACUCUUCCUCACAGGUUAGUUAAUGACAGACAGUCAGUGAGUGUGUCUGUGUCCAACUCUUCCUCACAGGUUAGUUAAUGACAGUCAGUGAGUGUGUCUGUGUCCAACUCUUCCUCACAGGUUAGUUAAUGACAGACAGUCAGUGAGUGUGUCUGUGUCCAACUCUUCCUCACAGGUUAGUUAAUGAUGUUACUGAGUCAAUGUGAGCAGAUUGUGUCUGUAGACUGAAGAGAAUCAGAGUCUCACUGAUGGUGGAAAUAAAGGUUUUACUUCCUUAAAA
Molecule: messenger RNA, 1412 nt
Organism: Dicentrarchus labrax (European seabass)
Lineage: Eukaryota; Metazoa; Chordata; Actinopteri; Moronidae
Gene: gins1
Product: GINS complex subunit 1 (Psf1 homolog)
Exons: 8
Coding region: 164-754 (196 amino acids)
Biological process (GO): DNA replication; DNA strand elongation involved in mitotic DNA replication
Cellular component (GO): GINS complex
Source: RefSeq, a predicted model, not a curated record